AUGGCGCUGCAUCCGCGCGCCCGCCGCCUCCUGUCGCGCCUGGGCGGCGCGGCCGCUCCGCGGUGGCGUGGCUCCACACUGCGGCGGUUCUCCCUCGCGGCCGCCUACGACCGCAAGGCGCAGGAGGAGGGCUUCCUCCCUGACAGCUUCCAGGUGAAGUGCCUCUCGCGCCUGGAGGAGCUGCGCCUCGCCCUCGCCGCCCCCGCGCAGAAGCCGGGCGGCGGCGCGCGGGCGCCGCGGGGCCUCUACGUGUACGGCGGCGUCGGCACUGGGAAGACCAUGAUGCUGGACCUCUUCCACCAGGAGGUCUCGGCAGGCGGAGUCAGCUGCCAGCGGCAGCACUUCCACGAGUUCCUCCAGGCGGUGCACAGCCGCCUGCACAAGUUGCGGGGGCGUGUCGGCGCUCAGAGGAACCUGCUGGGGCUGUGUGCGCAGGAGUACUGCAGCGAGUUCCCGGUGCUGGCGUUCGACGAGGCCCACGUUCUGAACGUCGGGGACGCGCUGAUGCUGCGGACUCCGUACCAGGCCGCGGCGCGGCCCUUCGGCGGCCCUCUCGGCGGCGUAUCGCCGCUUGUCGACACGAUGCGAAUCGACCGCAGCAUGCACCUGGACACUCCGAGCAUCCUGACACUUUCGAGGCAGCGGGCGCCAGCGCCCUCGGAUAACGACAUGCACAUUGCCGGAGCGGGGCCGGGCGACCCCGGCGCAGCCGGUGCCGCGGCCGAGCGACUCGAAGAGGUGCUGGCCUGGGGCUCGGCGCCUGACGCGGCCUUGCUCUCGGUGCCGGUCGUCGCGGCCCAGGAGAUCCGCCUGCACGCUGAGAGUUCGAGGAGGCCAGCGCACGACUGGCCGCCGCGCGGGCCCGGGAGCGGGGGCGAGGAGUACAGGAGCGUGAGCAAGCGCAUCAAGAAGCUGGCCAAGUCGUCGAAUCAACUGGAGGGGCUGCCCAGCCUGGACAGCGUAGGCCUGCUGGCAGAGGCCGUGCGCCGGGGCUCCGAGGACGCCGCGGGCGAAGAACGCCGCAAGGACCCCUGCCGCGCGGACGUCUUGGCCACCAUCGGCCCCGCGCGCGUGGACCGCAUCGGCUUCGGUUCCCGCGGGGCGGCCUCCCUUCGGGGGCAACGUCAGGGGGUGAUAGGAUGCUCGCUCAGAAAUCAGGUGGAUGCUAUUCAGCAUGGCGGGAGUGGGAUGGCACCUGAGCUGACUGCUGAGGUGCAGAGCCUGCUGCAGGUCCCCAUGGGCGAUAGUGUGGCCAAGGGGCCGCAUGCAGUCGCGGCCAGAACGGCGACCCAUACGAGAGCGGCAGAGUGGCCUUGGCUGGCCAGCGCGAUGAGGCUGAGCCAGAACCUCGAUGACGCGAACGACCUCCCCAGCGUGCUCGACGCGGACAUCCGCAGAUUAUGGCGCUCUUACAAAUCUAUCAUUCGUGCGCCCUUGCCUCGCCGCGCCAGGCGUCGCAACUACAAACCAGUGCGUAUGCCACAGUCACGGUUCGAGAGGUGCGUAUACAGCAUGUCGCGCAUCGCCAAGCGCGCAGACAACGACGACGGUGCUUGGCACGCAGGAUGGGGCAAGUAUGAUGGCGGAGAUGACGGGGAUGACGGUGAGCCUCCAGGACCCCCUCACAAGCGUGGCAAAGCGCCUGGCGCUGGCAAACCAUGCAAACCUGACGACGACGGUGCUGGCCAUGGCGGUGGAGGUGGAGGGGAUGGCAGCGAUGGCAACGUUGGAGGCGCGAUCGAGCAGUCUGCCCUGAGCGGGAAACUUGUGCGACAGUGGCUUGCCUCCUGCUUGGAGCUCUACAGCUACCUGUCGAUCCCUACUUUCUCGGCAGUUGAUGGUAGAGACGUCGCGAUGAUCGCGCAGGUCCUGAGCUUCGAGACCCGCGACAUUGUGGUGAAGACGUACGACGAGGACUCGGGCAGGAUGCAAAGUGCUUGCGCAUUUGUUUCGAACAUCCCCCCAAAUGACCAGGUCGGCAUCUACGACAUCACUGUGCAGCCCCUCGAGGUGUCGGCACCUCUCGGCGAGGAGAGCGGCCCGACCAAGAAGUUCCUCGGCGUGGAGCUGCACGAUCUCUGCUUGAAUGCGCGUCGGUCGUCGAGGCGCCGAUGCGAGGACAAGAGAGAGUUCGACAACCUCAUGACCGACGACCCGACGAAGUGGAGGGCCAUCGUCCUCCCUACUGUGUGCGAGCGCGGCGCACGCGACUCUGCAGUUCGCCGUCAGAGUAAGAACAUGCUCGAUUGUACCAUCAAGUUCCGCCAGGAGGAGAGGACCAUCCCGAAGCUCGAGCUCUGCAAGGUGAGGUAUAUCAACUACAUGUCCUUCCGGGAGGGAGUCGAGAAGGAGGAGGCCGAUCGCGACUUCGACAUCGAGCUCGCAAUCCAGAAGAGAGAUGGCACUGAGAUCUUUGACAAGAUGGGGCGGCCGUGCAUCAGCAUUGACGACGACGCAUCGUCGGCGGUCCGGACGGGUGUGAGAUCUGACUGUGAUUCGACGUCAGCCGCCACGGAUGGCUACGCUCGCGGCGAGGCUCUUCGAGGUGCUUCCUGCGACAGGCGCAGCCGCAGCCGUGGCAGCCUCAGCCGCAGCCCUUGCGCGAGCGACUCCCAUGAGGACGAUUCCGACUGCGAGGUGAUGAGCGAGUCUAUCGAGCCCGCGAGGAGCCCGAGAUCGGCCACCGAGCGCCUGGGGGUGCUGACCUCAGACAACCUGAAGGCACAUGAGGAGGCCGACCCCACCAAGAGGCGCAGGACUGGCAAGCAGAGCGUCGCCCCUAGCUCUAGGGCGUUCGAGUUCAUGGUGAAUCGAGAUAAGCUGGCGGCACGGGUGAAGGAGGCGAUCAAGGCGAUCAAUGGGCCGAAGUCCCCGUGCAGGCAGAUGAUGGCUAAGGCAACGAAGCUCACACCAGAACAGAAGGCUGAGUUGGAGAGCGAUUCCAACGACAUCACGAAAACUCACGCCUCAGUCAUGGACGCCCUCAAGCGCCUCGACGAACACAUCAGCAAGUUGAAGCGGUCCGACUACGAGCGCGCGAGGAACGACGUAGUGCAGGUUGAGGCCGAGCUCGAGGAUUUAGGAGAGAAGGUCGAUUCCCAGAUGGAGUGCAUGCAGCUCGUCACCAACAAGGCGUCCAGAGAGACUCGCAAGGAGAACAUGACGAAGCGCUAUGCCCGCACCAGGGUCUCAGGGCACCUGGUUGCUGGCAAAUACCCGAACACGUUCGCCAAGAUCGUGUCGCAGGCCCUGGAGAAGCUCGACGACGCAGAUGACGAGGCCAGCCUGUCCGAGGAUAUCCAGAAGAACCCAGAUCACACCAUCCCUGGUCGCAUCUGCCUGUGGACGAGCGUGGGCAACUCCACGCGCAAGAUGAUCGCGGAGAUCUCGAGCGACGUUGAGAAGACCGAGAAGUCGUUGAUGGAUGCCAUCUCUUCGCUGGACAACAAGUCGCGGGCUGGGUGCAUGGGGAGGGUCCAGCUCGGCCACGAUAAGAUCACCGAGUUCGUUGAGCAUGCGGUAGAGGACCGUUCGGAGAAGCACCUGGAGAUCAUGUCCGAGAAGGGUGGCGUUCCCUGGCAGACUUUCGUUUGA
Molecule: messenger RNA, 3594 nt
Organism: Prorocentrum cordatum
Lineage: Eukaryota; Dinophyceae; Prorocentrales; Prorocentraceae
Source: the annotation of a GenBank genome assembly